Metarhizium brunneum ARSEF 3297 is the source of this 894-nucleotide messenger RNA. RefSeq lists its product as uncharacterized. The record is from RefSeq and is a predicted model, not a curated record. Gene Ontology annotation, biological process: protein phosphorylation. Gene Ontology annotation, molecular function: protein kinase activity. NCBI's taxonomy places the organism in Eukaryota, Fungi, Ascomycota, Sordariomycetes, Hypocreales, Clavicipitaceae.
AUGGUAACGCAAGAGAAAUCUGUGGUAGGGAUUGGUGCGGAGCCCAAACUGCUGGGCAGUUUCGACGUCGUGUGGAAAUAUCUGGGGCAGCUGGAUGAAAGUGCACCAGCUCCUUCACCAUCGACUGUCGACGACAAUCAUGGCACGGAAUCAGAUGGUUCCAUCCUUCUCUACAGCACCUCGGACCGAAGUGUCACCCUCUUCCCAGACAAAACCAUUGUCAAGUCGGGCAAAACCAUUUCCCUCGAAGAAGCCGAAGCUAUCCAAGUUGCCGCUCUUGCAGGGCUGCCCGUGCCCGAAAUCUUCACCACGGACAGCCAGCCCGGCGGCAUCAAUGUUCUUCAGAUGAGCCAAGUCGAGGGCCGGCCCUUGUCAGAAGUAUGGCGGACCAUGACGCUUCGUCAGAAGCGUAGCAUUGCCCUCCAACUCCGCAGUAUGCUCACCACCAUGCGUGCAUUACAGGCUCCCCCUAGAUUGGUGGGUGCCUGUAGUGGUGGCCAAUUCCGCGACUCGAGACUCUGCCACUCGCAUUACUUUCCGUCGCUGGUCAACGAGGACGAGUUCAACAAGUACCUGAUAUCGAACUUGUCGCAUGUCACGCCGAGACCGGUUAGGGAUGCCUUCACCAGACAGCAGAGGAAUGGCCAUCGAAUUGUCUUUACACACGGGGACUUGAGCCCCAGAAACAUCAUUGUGUCCAACGAUAGGAUUGUGGGGUUGGUUGAUUGGGAAGAAGCAGGUUGGUUCCCAGAAUACUGGGAGUACGUAAAAUUCUUCUUGAGGACGGGUGCAGAAGAUGGAGACUGGCCAUCGUAUGCGUACGAGAUUUUCCCCGAGGUUUAUCAUGACGAAUUGGUUUUGUACUUUUCCAUUCUGCAAUGGCAGUCGCCCUAG